UAGAAGUUUUAGAAACUGUAAAAGAAACAAUAUAAUUUUGCACAAAACAUCUUUAGACUUAACCAUCUUUGAAUCAGCACUUAAUUUUAAAUACAGGCACAUAAAUACAAAAAAAUUUAAUCGUACAAUUAAUAGAGUUUAUAGUCUAUAAAAAUGAGUUUUUGCGUAAAUAUAAGUACCGCUAAAAGUGAUGUAAAACAGAUUAUUCUUACAUUUGGAAAAUUACAUCAUGCCUAUAAUUAUUUAAAAAACAUUGUGGAAGUAAUUUCUGAAGAAGAAUUUGAUGAAUUGAUGCGAAAAUUUCGAGUUGACGAAAAUAUUUUGAGUAAUUUACUUACGAAAUGUGAAGAUGAAGAGUUCCAAAGAAGCUUGAAUAAAAAGUUAUGUAAAAGAGCAAAAAAAAGGACGAAGAUUAACUUAAGACAUAAAGUUUUGCGUAUAAAAAAUAAAGAAUUACAUGAAACCAUGGAUGAAUCUUUGAAUUUUUCAAGAAAAAAAAUUAAUGAAACCAUAAAUAAAGAAAAUAUUUGUAAGCAGAUAAAGAAUAAUUUAUUGGCUCUUAAAAGAAAAAUAUUGACUGCAGAGAAGCGAAUUAAACAAAUUGAAGUAAAAUAUGUAUCAAUUGGGGAGAAAAAUGAAAUAAAUUCCAAAACAAGAAAAGUAUUAAAAUCAUGGCGGAAAAAGCUUGAUGAAUAUAACAAUGAAGAAUCAACUUUAAAAGACGCAUUAUCAUUUUAUUCACAGUCUCUCGAAGAUCAAUGGCAUAAAACUUUAUUCGGCAACAAACAGCGUAAUCGUAAAGUCACUAAUUUCUCAGAAAUACGCAAAUUUUUUGGCAUUCGCAAAAUUUGGGAUUCUUAUUUGGUUACCACAACAGAUUCGAGAGGUAGUUCUAUUCCUUUUGGAUGGGUUUUUCCACCUGAAAGACCUUCGGAGCUGUGGGCUGAGUAUUUACGUAAGGAUGACUCAAUUUUAGAAAAAAUUUAAUACGAAAACAGGAAUUUUCAAUUUAUUUCAUAUAAUUUUUCUUAAAAUUUUAAUAUAUGUAUAUACCUAUUAAAUAUGUUAAAAUUUUAGUUUAAAAUCAAUGCUAUCUAUUUAUUAUUUUAAUAACACACAAACGUUCACCAGGAA
This is a messenger RNA of Condylostylus longicornis, 1134 nucleotides long. RefSeq names its product programmed cell death protein 7. The transcript has 2 exons. The coding region runs from base 154 to 987 and encodes 277 amino acids. The record is from RefSeq and is a predicted model, not a curated record. NCBI's taxonomy places the organism in Eukaryota, Metazoa, Arthropoda, Insecta, Diptera, Dolichopodidae.